AUGGCACCUGUAAAUAUUCGCAGCUUCCCGGAGGAACCGGGAGUAUAUCGUAUGCUCGAUAAAAACGGCACUACGUUAUAUAUCGGGAAGGCCCUGUGCUUACAAAAACGCCUGGCCUCGUAUUUUCGAGGACGCCACCCAGACCUAAAAACUCGUCUUCUCGUAGAGCAAAUCGACCGGGUAGACUUUAUCGUUACGCGAAACGAGGCCGAAGCCCUACUCCUCGAACGAGACUUAAUACAGCGGAUGCAACCGCGAUAUAAUAUUACUCUCAAAGACGGGAAGAGCUAUGCCUAUAUUCUCAUUACCGACGAACCCUAUCCCCGCAUCUUAAAAAUGCGGAAAACCCAGGCUCCCCGAAAAGGAGAGUUCUUUGGUCCCUACGCGAAUACCAAAGUUCUGGACCAGAAUAUAGCCCUUCUCCACCAACUUUUUCCCAUAAGGACCUCCAACAAGAAGUUACCCAGCCACAACCCCAACGAACGUCCAUGUCUUAACUACCAUAUCGGCACAUGUCGCGGAUGCUGUAUUGGUGAGAUUGCGCAAGACGAAUAUGAAAAGACUUGCAUCGCGCCAGCGCGCAUGUUGCUCACCGGCCGGUACCAAUCUCUGAUCGAAAAUAUGGAACGUGACAUGCGUCACGAAAGUGCGCACAUGCGUUUCGAAGCAGCCGCCAAAAUACGGGAUCGGAUACAGUCUAUUGCGCUUUUUCAAGACGCCCAAACAGUCCAAGUCCCAUUCGAUAUACCGGAGGAUACCGAUGCUUUAGGGUUUUAUGAAGGCGAAAAUCUUUUGGUAAUCGUAGUAUUGCAGUGCCGCGAAGGAAGGCUAUGGCAAAAGCAAGAGUAUACAUUUGAACGACAUUUAGGCACUCACACCCUACUAGAAGACUUCUUACUGCAAUAUCCGGGUAUCGUCUCGCACGUGCCCAAUCACAUACUCGUCCCCAUCCCCCUAGAUCUCGCCGACAUCGCGGCCCAUAUUCGAGCCGCGUUUGGGAAAAAGCCCAAAAUCCAAUACCCUCAAAAAGGCGGAAAACACGCCCUCGUUGCGCUGGCGCAUCAAAAUGCCCACGCGGCCUACCAGCACACCAUUCAAUUGACACCCGUUGAAUUUCGCAUGAAAGCGUUGCAAGACAUGCUGGCGCUCACGACCCCACCCCAUCUUAUCGAAGGCUGGGAUAUUGCCAAUACGCAAGGGCGACAAGCCGUCGCCGCUAUGGUCACCUUCCGAAACGGGCAACCCAAAACAUCCGGGUAUCGCAUCUUUGCCAUACGGUCCCAAGACACCCCAGAUGACUACGCGAUGCUCCGAGAAGGCAUCACCCGGCGAUGCACCGGUAUGAUCCAUGAUGCCGACGCGCCCCGCCCAGAUUUAAUUUUAGUCGACGGCGGCAAAGGACAAUUACGCGUCGCUAUAGAAGUACUGGCCCAGUUUGACCUGGACAUACCACUCGUGUCGCUCGCUAAAAAGCAUGAAUACGUCUAUCGUCCCGGAGAGAGCGACCCCAUCAUCUGUCCUCGUACACAUCCGGGACUCAAGCUCUUGCAGUAUGUGCGCGACGAAGCCCACCGAUUUGGGAACAAAACGCACCGCAGAAUGCGGCAUAAAGAAGGGCUCAAAAGCGUGCUGGAAAACAUAAAAGGCAUCGGACCGGUCCGCCGAAAACGCUUAUACGAGCAUUUCUCUUCUAUCGAGGAGAUGUCCGCUCAACCUAUAGAAAACCUAGCCGCCAUACCCGGCAUGACCGCCGCCGCCGCGAAGAUGGUACACGACUUCUGCGCCGCAUACUCCAAUUCAUAA
This is a messenger RNA of Sycon ciliatum, 1803 nucleotides long. Its product is annotated as uvrABC system protein C-like. Gene Ontology annotation, biological process: nucleotide-excision repair. Gene Ontology annotation, cellular component: excinuclease repair complex. Gene Ontology annotation, molecular function: excinuclease ABC activity; protein binding. Lineage: Eukaryota; Metazoa; Porifera; Calcarea; Leucosolenida; Sycettidae. Bases 1 to 1803 code for a protein of 600 amino acids. The transcript has a single exon. The record is from RefSeq and is a predicted model, not a curated record.